AUGUUGUUGAAUGGAGUUAUGAUGUCCUUGGGGAUGAUGAUUCUGAUGUUGUUGAGAAGGGCUGAGCUGAACCAGAGAAGACGAAGCCACGAAGGAUGGUCGAGACUCGAGACAGGGGAUGGAGACUCGAUGGCUCCGGCGAACAGAGACGACGAAGGGCGGUUUGGCCAGAGGAGGGAGACUAGGUGGAGUUUCUCGAUCUCGUACUCCUCGUGGUCGCAAGAGGCAGGGCUGGCUGGAGCAGACGAACGACGGUCGAGCCAGGGGAAGGAGAGUCGGCGGUGUUCUCGGGCAGCCAAGCUCGCCGUUUUGCUGCCGUCACCGAUCGCCAGACUCCAGAAUCCAGAUGUAGGGGUGAGCUGGAGAAGAGGUGCAGCGGCGGGUUGA
This is a messenger RNA of Linum trigynum, 387 nucleotides long. Lineage: Eukaryota; Viridiplantae; Streptophyta; Magnoliopsida; Malpighiales; Linaceae. The record is from the annotation of a GenBank genome assembly.